Prorocentrum cordatum is the source of this 3474-nucleotide messenger RNA. The record is from the annotation of a GenBank genome assembly. NCBI's taxonomy places the organism in Eukaryota, Dinophyceae, Prorocentrales, Prorocentraceae.
AUGGCGCGGACUCGCACCGAGAAGGGUGAAGGCGGCCCGCCGGCCAGGAAGGCACCCCGCAAGUCUGCGAGGGCUGCGGCAGCUGGGUCAGACGCAGCGUUCUGCCAGCGCUGCGACGAGGCCUGUGACAAGGAGACGUCCUUGCGCGCCGUCGCAAGUGGCAGGGGCAGGCAGCUCUCGAUCAUAGGUUGCGACACGUGCUGGGCUACUUACGAGCGCCACUAUAUUGGGGAGUACGCGUGGGCGGACGUCUGCGAGAAGUCGCACGAGGAGGACGAGUUCCGCGAUGACUUCGGGAAGCACGCCGAUGCCGACAGGGAGCUGGAGGAGCAGGUGAACUCGGCGGCCAGUGAGAACGGCUCGGUUGAGAUCGACACGAUCUACGGCCAAGAGGUGUCGAAGACCAACAUCCAGUUGACGCCGCAGCAAUGGAACGCCCUGGUGGUUCCUCGUGGCGUCGUGGGGAUCACGCCAGAGAUGACAGAUACGUCGGACUGCAGGGUCCCCAGCUGCACCCAGCCUGGCGCGUGCACGACUGGCGUCGUGAUGCAGCACCCCGACAAGCCCUACACGGAGAUCAAGAGCUACACUCGCACCGAGGUGCGGGUGUCGACGGUGAAGUUGUCGGCGUCGAAGGCUUCCAAAGUUGGCGCCGACGCGGAGACCUUCAGGAAGGAGAUCACCAGGCUCCGCCAGAAGCAGGCGACGAUCUUGCGCGGCUUCGCGAAGGUCCCCACCAUGGACAACUUGAGGGAGGUCGCCUCUGCGAAGGCCCGAGCACUGGGCUUGAUGCCCCCCCCGCCGCCCAGGGCUGCGAGCAGCAGCGCGGCCUUGGCCGUCAUGGACGGCCGAGUGGGCAGCCACGCUUGCAGCCCUCGCGGCGACGAGAGCCUCGCAGUCGUGCCACGCGCUUCGCCGCCAGAGCCGCGGGCUCCAGCUGGGGCGCAGCUUGGCAGUGGCGAGAUGAGCGGAGCGGGCUACACCUACACCGACCCCGUGAUUGUCGUCGAGGACUCGUUAAUGGCAGCUGACAGUGUAGCGGCAGGCUCGUUGCAGAGGGGGUGGGGCUCUGCUGGCCCUGGGUCGUGUGGCGCGUCGCUCUCAGGCGACUCGCCUGCCAAUGGGAGUGGCGUGCGGGAUCGGUCGAGGUCCCCAGCGCCGAGCACGGCCGCUUCGCGCGCCGACUCGUCGGGCGGCAAGGCCAGCGCCGCUAAACCCAGCACACCCAAUGCCGCGGAGAAGAACCGCCUCGAGGCCCUGAGGAGGGACCUGAACAUCUCGGAGCUCCUGGACGGCGUGAAGAAGGGCGACAGGGACUACUCGCUGAAGCGCUUCAAGCCCAAGGCUCCGAGCGUCAUCGUCAUGGCAGCCGCGCUUAAGAAGCAGGUCGAGGCGGCCACCUACCUUGCGGCCAACAUCGGAAAUAUGACGUGGGUGCAGGUCUGCGAGCGGCUGAAGGAGAUCAAGAGCGAGCACGUGCUCCAGACGACGACGUUCCAGGCUUCCCUUCUGCGGGCUUACGUGAAUGAGAACAUCAAUGAUUUUGAGGUGAUGGUUGAUGCCUUGCUGCCGUACGCAAGGUUCGCCGAAGAGUACGACGUGGUCCAGCCCCGCUUGUCGUCCAUGACCAUGCCGAUCGAGGACAAGAUGUCCCUGACCCGAGAGGUGCUGCUUGACGUCAUCGUGUUGCCACAGGUGGCGGAGGGCUUCAAGAAGGUCAAGCACCUGCAGGGUUUCGGAGGGUCGCUGGCAGCGGCCUUCAAGAACGUCGACGGCUGCCCCGAUAACGUGAAGCUCUUCUGCGAGCAGGUGACGGCGAUGGGCAUGUUGUUGGAACAGCUGCCGAACUACGACCCGUUGACGUUCGAUACGGUCAAGAUGUUCAUGAAGCCCAUGAUCGAGCUCAUUACAGGUGCGACUGAGGAGCCUGGCUGGCACCCGCUGUCUGCGACGCUUUCAGCGUACGAGCCCUGGGCUCAGUACAAGGCCUCCUUCCGCAGUGCCGCGUCCACAGACCUCGAGAUCGCGCCCUUGAUGACUGCCACGGUCAGCGAGCUCGUCCAGGCGGGGAGGAACCCCGACGGCUUGAGAGUCAUUGAGGGUGCCAUUUCAUCCAUACGGCUGUGGAGGCAGACGUGCCGCGGGAAGACAAAGGCGACCGUUGGCGUAGAGCAGGCCCUCCACAGCACGAUCGAUAGGCUGGUCCGCGGCACCCUCGAGACGCCCGCAGAUCGGUUGGACAUCGACGAGGCGGAGAAGCUGAUGGAUUGCAUGGCAAAGCUCGCAGCGAUCCUCGGGGUUGAGCAGGGGGGCGGCGACGACCCGAUGGGAAGCGCGUUCGAGGACGUCUCCUUGCACGUCGACAUCGCCCGCCAGGCCAGCACGGAUAACCAGUACAUGGAGACCAUCAGCAAGUUCCUGAUGGACCCCGCGAGCGAGAGAGUCGACGAUAUCAGGAUCUUCUUGGCCAAGCAUUGCGACUUGAAGGUGCAUGACGAUGGCCAGUGCCAGAAGCUCAUCGACGCAUCGGUCCGCAUCAUCGAGAACAGCGACAUAUUGAAUAGCGAUCUGGACUUAGAGCGGGUUGAGGAGUCCAAGGGUUUGAUCGACAGGUCCGAGACAUCGGUCGUGGUCGCCUCUUGCUUGCUGAAGUGCAUCGUCCCGACGCCUGAGACUGCGCCCAUCGUCGAUGCGAUCACCUCACGGCUUGCCGACCUGCAGGGGGGCGUCACGGUGGCGAGGUCCCUCAUCAGGUUCUGCGCUGCCAACGCUUCGCAGGACACUGCCAAAGGGGACUUGCAGGCGCUCUUCGAGCAGCUGGACUCCGCCAUCUCAGGACGUGCAAGCACGAAGAGUUCAGCUGGCCAUGGCGAGUUGCUCAUCCAGCGGGGCCUCACGUCGUACGAGACCUACGACAAGGUCAUCGAGCCGUGGUGCGCCGCGGCGAAGGCCGUGGCGUCGAGCUACGCGACUGGCUGCGCAAAGGAUCGGGGGCCGCCAGGGAUGCACCGAGACGUCUUGGAGCAGGUCCAGAGGGAGGACGCUCGCCUUCGGAAGCUCGCUGGCGGCAUGAACGACGGCUCGCACUGGAUGGACGGGUUCGGCGAGGACGUGGGCGACUUCGCGGCAAUCAUGGCCCACGCUAGGAAGACGCUCUUCAAGCAGUUCGGGCUGCACGGCAAACUGAAGUUGGCGGUCAAGGAGUUCGGAGACUCUGUGCGAGCGUGCGCUGCCCAGCACGCGACCUUGGGCAUCGACGCAGACGCCCGCGGCGAGGAGUUCAAAGCUUUCCAGGCCACCCUCGAGGUGGCGAACACGACGCUGGCGGCGGCGGCGCUGGCCCAGGCGUUCAAGGACGAGAAGGCCGAGGGUCCGACGCGCAAGGCCAGCGUACUGAGGGCCGUGGACGCUUUGCAGGCCCGCGGGGUGCAGGUGUCAGCUCUGCCCGCGGGCCUGUGGACCGAGGCCCAGAAG